This is a messenger RNA of Penicillium subrubescens, 1143 nucleotides long. RefSeq lists its product as uncharacterized. The transcript has a single exon. Bases 1 to 1143 code for a protein of 380 amino acids. The record is from RefSeq and is a predicted model, not a curated record. NCBI's taxonomy places the organism in Eukaryota, Fungi, Ascomycota, Eurotiomycetes, Eurotiales, Aspergillaceae.
AUGAGCGAUACUCAGUCCACCGACGACGUGAUCGUCAUCAACCCCGAUGGCGACGUCCUCCUGUUUACUCGUGACGAAUGUGACGAGACCGUCGAUUACGAUGAAAGUCCAAAGUAUACCAAGUUCCUCCUGUCCUCGAAGCAUGUUGCCCUUGCUUCUGCCUACUUCAGAGCGCAGUUUAGCACAAACUGGCGCGAGGGACGUGCGGUCACCGUCAACGGUGCGGUCGAGUUGUAUCUAUCCACCACCGAACACGAUUCUAAGACAAUGGAAAUUCUGCUCAACGCCAUUCACGGAAGCCAGUGGCAAAUUCCUCACCCGGUAUCUUGCGGGAGACUAUGGAAAGUGGCACUAGCCACGGAUUAUUUCCUCUGCCGCGAGGCACUCCAGACAUGGAGCCUCUGGUGCUGCCAGCAGCUUGUCCGGUUGUUCCCUACAGAGCUCACCGAUUGGUCAUGGGAAUUAAUUUACAUCACGUACAUCUUCCGCUGGAAAUCCCUCUUUCCACACCUCACACAGUUGACCCAGCAAAAGUGUCUCGCCUCUGCUCAUCUAGGUCCGUCGCCUAUUCCAAAGUGGAUUCUGGAAGUGAUCUUUGGCAAAAGAAACGCAUAUCUGAAGCAAUGCUUCGAUCUUCUCGAUCUACAAAUUGCCUAUCUCGGGGCCCAACAAAUCCACUGCACCUUUAAGUGCAACGCCAAAAAGGCUGGGGCUUUGAUGAAAUAUUCGGGCCAGUUCAAGACUCCGUCUACUGAAGCUCUCUCUGGGGAGGAGCCUGCCGUAACUACCUCGGCAUGCAGCCCAUUUUCGUUCUGCCAGGCUGCGAAGGAAUGGGAAAACCCCAACCACAACAGCCGUACUCUCAACACUGCCAGCAAGGUUACCCGUUCUUGGAGACCAUCCCCGCGUACACCCCGCCGUUCUCCAUGUGCCGAUGAGAGUCUUCUGGGCGACCAGCUUCUUGAGCAUAUCGCGCAGAUGGAAGAAAAGCUAAACGGCAUCUCACAUGUCCCGGAAUGGGGCCUAGAGUUCAAGGUAAGUGACUAUCAGACGAAGGUUAUGGAGAGCUCCAGAUUUGGAAAUAUACUAACACCUCCCCUUUAUCCACUCUCUCCUCAACAACCCCAUUUUCAUGCCAUCUAA